Molecule: messenger RNA, 2871 nt
Organism: Dipodomys ordii (Ord's kangaroo rat)
Lineage: Eukaryota; Metazoa; Chordata; Mammalia; Rodentia; Heteromyidae
Gene: Klc2
Product: kinesin light chain 2
Exons: 16
Coding region: 142-2031 (629 amino acids)
Biological process (GO): microtubule-based movement
Cellular component (GO): kinesin complex; cytoplasm; membrane-bounded organelle
Molecular function (GO): kinesin binding
Source: RefSeq, a predicted model, not a curated record
GGCAGCGGGACCCGCACACCGCGGCUGGUCGGGGUGAAGCGGGGCGGGAGCCCGAGCCGGAGCGGGAGCCGGGCCUGAGCAGCAGGCGCAGGCCCGGCGCCCGCCUGCCCUCCCCUGCCUUCACAGGCGGCAGGCACUACCAUGGCCACGAUGGUGCUUCCGCGGGAGGAGAAGCUGAGCCAAGAUGAAAUCGUGUUAGGCACCAAGGCUGUCAUCCAGGGACUGGAGACUCUACGCGGAGAGCAUCGUGCCCUACUGGCUCCCCUGGCCUCUCAUGAAGGAGGCGGCGGCGGCGGAGGCGGCGGCGAGGCUGAGCCAGGCUCACAGGAGCGCUGCAUCCUCCUGCGCCGCUCUCUGGAAGCCAUCGAGCUGGGGCUGGGGGAGGCUCAGGUAAUCCUGGCACUAUCAAGCCACCUGGGGGCUGUGGAGUCAGAGAAGCAGAAGCUGCGGGCUCAGGUGCGGCGCCUGGUGCAAGAGAACCAGUGGCUACGUGAGGAGCUGGCGGGGACGCAGCAGAAGCUGCAGCGCAGUGAGCAGGCAGUGGCCCAGCUGGAGGAGGAGAAGCAGCACCUGCUGUUUAUGAGCCAGAUUCGCAAGCUGGAUGAGGAUGCUUCACCAAAUGAGGAGAAGAGUGACGUCCCCAAAGACUCUCUGGACGACCUAUUCCCCAACGAGGAUGAGCAGAGCCCAGCCCCCAGCCCUGGAGGAGGGGAUGUGGCAGCCCAGCAUGGGGGCUAUGAGAUCCCAGCACGGCUUCGCACUCUGCACAACCUGGUGAUCCAGUACGCCUCCCAGGGCCGCUACGAAGUGGCUGUUCCCCUCUGCAAGCAGGCGCUAGAGGACCUGGAGAAGACUUCAGGCCACGACCAUCCUGAUGUGGCCACCAUGCUGAACAUCUUGGCCCUGGUCUAUCGGGACCAAAAUAAAUACAAGGAGGCAGCCCACCUGCUCAAUGAUGCUUUGGCCAUCCGGGAGAAGACACUGGGCAAGGACCACCCAGCUGUGGCUGCAACAUUGAACAACCUGGCCGUUCUGUACGGCAAGCGGGGCAAAUAUAAGGAGGCAGAGCCGCUGUGCAAGCGGGCACUGGAGAUCCGGGAGAAGGUCCUCGGCAAGUUUCACCCAGAUGUGGCCAAGCAGCUCAGCAACUUGGCUUUGCUGUGCCAGAACCAGGGCAAAGCCGAAGAGGUGGAAUACUACUACCGGCGGGCCCUGGAGAUCUAUGCCACACGCCUUGGGCCCGAUGACCCCAAUGUGGCCAAGACCAAGAACAACCUGGCUUCUUGCUACCUGAAACAGGGCAAAUACCAGGAUGCAGAGAUCCUGUACAAGGAAAUCCUCACCCGUGCUCAUGAGAAGGAGUUUGGCUCUGUCAAUGGGGACAAUAAACCCAUCUGGAUGCAUGCAGAGGAACGGGAGGAGAGCAAGGAUAAGCGCCGGGACAGCGGCCCCUAUGGGGAAUACGGUAGCUGGUACAAGGCCUGUAAGGUUGACAGCCCCACAGUCAACACCACCCUGCGCAGCUUGGGGGCCCUGUACCGGCGCCAGGGCAAGCUGGAGGCCGCACAUACGUUGGAGGACUGUGCUAGCCGCAGCCGCAAGCAGGGCCUGGACCCUGCCAGCCAGACCAAGGUGGUAGAACUGCUGAAGGAUGGCAGUAGUGGGCGAGGAGACCGCCGGAGCAGCCGGGAUGUGGCUGGAGGUUCAGGGCCUCGGUCUGAGUCGGACCCGGAAGAGGCGGGGCCUGCAGCUGAGUGGAGCGGGGAUGGCAGCGGCUCAUUACGGCGCAGCGGCUCCUUUGGAAAGCUCCGGGAUGCCCUAAGACGCAGCAGUGAGAUGCUGGUGAAGAAGCUACAAGGGGGUGGUCCCCAGGAACCCCCUAACCCCAGGAUGAAGCGGGCCAGUUCCCUCAAUUUCCUCAACAAGAGUGUGGAAGAGCCAGUCCAGCCUGGAGGCACAGGUCUUUCUGACAGCCGCACCCUCAGCUCCAGCUCCAUGGACCUCUCCCGACGAAGCUCCCUUGUGGGCUAAUCCUGAAGGGGCAGCCAGAGUCUACCCAGCACCCCCGACCCCAGCCCUGCGCAUGGGCCUGCUGCUUGUCCCACCGUCUCUCCCAAGGACCCGUUUUUUCUGUUCAAUCUCAGGGUAACCUCCUCCCUUGUCAUCUCAGCCUGGGCCCUGGAGGCCGAGCCUGCCCGCUCCAGCUCUACCCCUUAUUUAUUCUUUCAGCAGGGCCCCCUCUUUCCUGAUUGGGGGUCAGUGGUAGUGGCUGACUGGAGUCUCCCAAGAUAGAGACUCCCCCUUCAUGGCCUGCUUACCCCAGACCCCAGAGUCAAGAACACUAAGCAUCUGCCCUCCGUCGACACUCCUGCCUCCCUCCCUUCCGGCCGUUGCUUCUGUAUAUAGAGAAAUAAGUUAUUGGCCGUGUCCCUUCCCUCAGUCCACGGUACUGUCCGGGCCUCCAUUAGCCCCGUCCUUCCCCAGUGGUACCACCCAGGCCUUAAUCACUCCCAUUCCACGCGGUGGUAUCUCCUAGGCUCAAUAUUCUCAGAGCGGCACCUCCCCUAAGGGUGCUCCUGGCCUCUGAGAGAUGUGCCCCACCCCGCCUGGUUCUGUGCCCUAGGACGGAGGGCCUUGGCCCGUCCCCGCCGGGCCCUGCGCUGCACCCCGGCCAUAUGCACUGCCCCUCCUGCCCAGGCACGGCCUGGCCCCGCCCAGGGCGCCACGUCGAGCCAUCCCCACGCCUCCCAUGCCCGCAGCUUCUCGCCAGGGCCAGCGACGGCCCCCAGUGGCAAGAGGGGCUGCCCCAGAGGUGGGGUGAGGCGGUCGCUCUCUAUUUUCAGAUGUUGCUGUAGAAAUAAAGACGGUUUG